Molecule: messenger RNA, 4305 nt
Organism: Spinacia oleracea (spinach)
Lineage: Eukaryota; Viridiplantae; Streptophyta; Magnoliopsida; Caryophyllales; Amaranthaceae
Product: LRR receptor-like serine/threonine-protein kinase GSO1
Exons: 2
Coding region: 271-4029 (1252 amino acids)
Biological process (GO): protein phosphorylation
Molecular function (GO): ATP binding; receptor serine/threonine kinase binding; protein kinase activity
Source: RefSeq, a predicted model, not a curated record
AAAAAGUCAACUGAUUUUUAAAUACAUUACACAACACACAACUCUGACUUGUGAAAUUCUCCCUCCUUUUCUUUCUCUUUCUCUCUCCUUCAAUCAAUGGAACACUACUACGGUGCUCAUUUAUGAUUUCCAAUUUCCCAGAUUUUGCAUUAAUUCAAACACAGCUUUGAAGAAAUCAAUCUAUCCCCGUUUUUCUUCUUCCAUACCUUUCCAUUUUUCUACUAAAUAAUGAAUGUCUCACCCCUGAAAUAAGCAUUUUGUCCCAUAAAAAUGGCAGUUUUAAUCUUCACUCUGUUUUUGAUAAGUUUCUAUUUUGGGCAAGUUUCAUGCUUGGGAAACUCAAACUCAGCUCUACACACUCUGUUGCAGGUGAAGAGCUCAUUUGUUUCAGACCCAAAUGGUGUGUUGAACUCCUGGUCUGAAACAACAAACCCAGAUUUCUGCACAUGGGAAGGAAUCACGUGUGACUCAGCCCGAGCUGCAGUACUGAGUCUUAACCUCUCCAACUCACAACUCAGUGGGUCAAUCUCACCUUCACUCGGUGGCUUAAACCACCUACUCCACCUUGACCUGUCAAUGAACCAACUCAGUGGGCCCAUUCCAACCACUCUCUCAAACCUCUCCUCUUUAGUUACUUUGCUUCUAUUCUCUAAUCAACUCAGUGGGCCCAUCCCUACUCAACUCGGCUCACUCACGAGUCUACAUGUGAUGAGAAUAGGUGACAAUGAGCUCAGUGGGGCAAUCCCAUCUUCACUUGGUCAACUUUCUAAUUUGGUCACUUUGGGUUUAGCAUCAUGUAGACUUUCUGAGUUUAUACCUUCCCAAUUAGGAAAGUUAAACAAACUUGAGAGUUUAGUUUUGCAAGACAACUAUUUGGUGGGUCCCAUUCCAGGUGAGCUUGGAAAUUGCACAAACCUUGUUGUUUUUUCAUCUGCUCUGAAUAUGUUGAAUGGCAGUAUCCCUCAGCAACUGGGUCAGCUUCAGAAUCUCCAAACUCUGAAUCUUGCAAAUAACAGCUUUUCUGGAGAAAUUCCUGAAGAAAUUGGUGAUUUGGGUCAGCUUAACUACCUUUCUUUAUUGGGAAAUGAGCUUGUGGGUCCCAUCCCAGAUUCACUAGCCAAAUUGGGUAAUCUGCAAACCCUUGAUUUGUCAAUGAACAAGCUCACUGGAAUUACCCCUGAGAGUCUUGGCCAAAUGAAUCAGUUACAAGACUUGGUAUUGUCAGGCAACAGUUUUUCUGGUGUUUUACCAACUAGUAUUUGUUCAAACACAACUAGCCUCCAGAGCUUGUAUCUUUCAAAUUGUCAAUUUUCUGGUGAAAUCCCACCAGAAAUUGGACAAUGUCUGUCCCUGGAAAGGCUUGAUUUAUCCAACAAUACACUAAAUGGAUCGAUACCGGUCGAGUUAUAUGGUCUGCUUAAUCUGACUGAUCUUUAUCUGUAUAACAACAGUUUAACCGGUUCGAUAUCUCCUGCCAUCGGAAACCUCAGCAAUUUGCAGACUUUGGCAAUCUACAUGAACAAGCUAGGGGGAAAGUUUCCUAAAGAGAUUGGUAUGUUGGAAAGUCUUGAGGUGAUUUUCAUCUAUAACAACCAAUUCUCUGGUGAAAUUCCUUUGGAAAUUGGUAACUGCUCAAACUUGCAAAUGGUUGAUUUCUAUGGGAAUCAAUUCACUGGAAUGUUGCCUUCUACAAUGGGGUUGCUUAAAGAAUUAAGUUUCCUGCAUCUCAGACAAAAUGAUCUGGUGGGUGAUAUUCCACUCACUUUGGGGGACUGUCAACAGCUGCUGAUUCUUGACUUGGCUGAUAAUCACCUUUCUGGUGGAAUUCCUGCAACAUUGGGUAAUCUGAAGUCACUGCAACAGUUUAUGCUGUACAACAACUCCCUUGGAGGUAACAUCCCUGAUGAACUGAAAAGCCUGUCUAAUCUGACAAGAGUGAAUCUUUCAAAUAACAAACUGAAUGGCAGCAUUGAUCCUUUAUGUAGUUCAACUUCAUUGCUUUCUUUUGAUGUGACUAACAAUGAAUUUGAUCAUGACAUUCCACCCCACUUGGGGAAUUCAUCUUUGCUUGAAAGGCUAAGGCUAGGAAGCAACCGUUUUACCGGGGAAAUCCCUCCAACAUUCGGGCUCAUAAACGAAUUAUCCUUGUUAGAUCUUUCAAGGAAUUCGCUUUCGGGGUUUAUACCCUUUGAACUUUCCUUUUGCAAGAGACUUUCUCAUCUUGAUCUAAAUGGAAACCAUCUCACAGGAAAAAUCCCAACAUGGUUUGGGAGUUUGCCACAGUUGGGUGAACUUAAACUGUCCUCAAACUCCUUUUUUGGUCCUUUACCACCUCAAUUGUUCAACUGUUCUAAACUCCUUGUCCUUUCUUUAGAGGACAAUCAGUUGAAUGGUACCCUUCCAACAGAAAUUGGUGAUCUUACUGCUCUGACUGUUCUUAAACUUAGUAAAAACCAAAUUUCUGGUUCAAUCCCGCCUUCGAUUGGUACCCUAAGCAAGCUAUUUGAGCUUAGAAUAUCUUCUAACCUCUUAAAUGGUGAUAUACCAAUUGAGAUCUCUCUACUCCGGAAUCUCCAAAUCAUGCUUGAUCUUAGUUUCAACAAUCUCACUGGUAAAAUCCCACCACAAAUCGGAUCGCUUUCUAAGCUAGAAGCUCUCAGUUUAUCUCACAAUCAGCUCACUGGUGAGGUUCCUCCUCAGAUUGGUGAAAUGAGCAGUUUGAGUGUGCUUAACCUUUCAUACAACCACCUUGAAGGGAAACUUGCUAAACGUCUUUCGCAAUGGUCAGCUGAUGUUUUCAUGGGGAAUAAACUCCUAUGUGGGAAGCCUCUAGAACAAUGCAGUGUAGCCAACUCAAGCAACCAUAAGCAUACAUUAGCAUCAUUACUUCUCUCAUCAAUACUUACUAUUGUUGCUGCUUUAGUCUUGUUACUUGGAGUUGCCAUCUGCAUCAAAAGGAGGAGAGAAAUGCUCAACAGAUCUAAGGAAACAGGGAGUACAUUCUCAAACAGUUCGGGAUCCAACACGAACCGGCGUUUACUCAAUCCAAAAUCCCCAAUAAGGCAAGAGUACAGAUGGGAUGACAUUAUGGAAGCAACACAGAAUUUGAGUGAUGCUUUUAUAAUUGGUUCUGGUGGUUCUGGUACUAUAUACAAGGCUGACUUAGCUUUCGGAGAGACUGUCGCAGUGAAGAAGAUACCGCGAAAAGAUGAUCCCUUGUUGGAUAAGAGUUUUGCAAGAGAGAUAAAAACACUUGGGAGAAUAAGGCACAGGCAUCUAGUGAAGCUGAUUGGGUAUUGCAGUAACAAAGGAGAAGGGUCGAAUUUGUUGAUAUAUGAUUACAUGGAGAAUGGGAGUUUGUGGGAUUGGCUCCAUGGAAAAGGAAGUAAGAGCAACAAGGAAGGAACAAAGGGACUUGAUUGGGAGACGAGGUUAAAGAUAGCUGUUGGGUUAGCUCAAGGGGUGGAAUAUUUGCACCAUGAUUGUGUUCCGAAGAUCAUUCAUAGGGACAUUAAAUCAAGUAAUCUGCUGUUGGAUUCAGACAUGGAAGCUCAUUUGGGAGAUUUUGGAUUGGCAAAGCAGAUUCAUACCAAUUAUGAAUCUAUCAAUGAGACUGAAUCUAGUAUUUGGUUUGCUGGAUCUUAUGGAUAUAUCGCACCAGAAUACGCGUACUCACUGAAGGCAACAGAAAAGAGUGAUGUAUACAGCAUGGGAAUUGUACUAAUGGAGCUUGUAAGUGGAAGAAUGCCAACAGAUUCAAGUUUUGGUACAGAUAUAGACAUGGUGAGAUGGGUAGAAACACAUAUUGAAAUGGAAGGAUCAGAGCGAGAGAAGCUGUUUGAUCCAAAUUUAAAGCCUCUUCCCUCCAAUGAAGAAUAUGCAGCUCUCCAAGUUCUUGAAAUUGCAAUGCAGUGUACUAAGACAUACCCUGCUGAAAGACCGUCUUCACGCCAAAUCUGUGAUCAACUUCUGCAAGUCUACAGAAAUAGGACAGUUGGUUCUGUCAAUGGUGACAAUGUCUUAGUGUGAUAGUCAAGCUGGAUCGGAUCAGUGUUCAACAAAGAGUAAUUUGUUCUGGGAUUUUUUUAAUUUCUUUCAGGGAUUUGAUCAUGCUAACAAACUGAUUUCAUGAUGACUUAUUUAUUGUAAUUAAUCUGCCAAUAGGCUGCAGCUAUUCUGAUGUAAAUAAAAGAUUCUGUCAAAUGAUGCUGAAUUCGACAGAAAUUUUAGGAUAAUGAAUGCAACAUCUAACAGGUACAACUAGUACCCCUACUCUAGUGUUGGACAUAGUUUGCUGAUGCCUCA